This is a messenger RNA of Ctenocephalides felis (cat flea), 887 nucleotides long. RefSeq lists its product as uncharacterized. Bases 52 to 870 code for a protein of 272 amino acids. The record is from RefSeq and is a predicted model, not a curated record. NCBI's taxonomy places the organism in Eukaryota, Metazoa, Arthropoda, Insecta, Siphonaptera, Pulicidae. The transcript is spliced from 4 exons.
UUAAAACGCAAAUAACUAAUUACUUUAUAUUUAUUAAUAAUUAUAUGAAAAAUGACAGAGAGUAGAAUAGAAUUUUUAUGGAAAGCUGCAAAUAGUCUCAAUUCAGAAAAUUAUGCUGCUCUACGUAGCAAUCUUCUUGCUAGAUGUCAUGAUUAUGCUCGACAUGAAGUAAAUUUACCUAAAAAGUUGUUUAGCGUUUCAUCGAUGUGCCAGAAAUGUUUUACACCAUGGCGUUUCGGGCAAUAUAAAUGUAUUCUUAAACCAGAAAGAAAACAAAUUAAAAAAUUAAAGAAGAAAAAGCUGUGUAAAAAUAAAACUUCUUCAAAUGACACACAAAAUACCCUUAAGAAUCAAUUAGUUUUAUUUUGCAAUGUUUGUAAAAAUAAAAAUGUUCAAGUUCUUCAUAAACCUCUAAAAUUGAAACCUCAGGUUGAAGAAUCAACCCCAUGUAUUAAGAAACGCAAAAAAAAGAAAGAUAAAUUUGCUGGCCUUUCCGAAAAGGCUGUUCUAUCUGCUGGUCCAAAACACGAUUUAGAUAAAAAUAUCAUGCGCAAUAAAAAAAGGUUGUCUUUUAGUAAUGAAGAGCAUAAAAACACAACAGAAGUAUCUGUUAAUGCUACACCAAAAUCAAAUGAAACUCCUAUGGUUUCUAGACCAAUUUUCAAAUCAGAAGUAUCAAGUGCUAAUCUUGGCAAUAUUGUAGUGACUAAGAAAAGUAAAAAGCAAAAGAAAAAUUCAGCUGUUGCUAAACUAGAAAACAAGAAACAAAGUAAAACAAACAAUUCAAUAAAAGUUUUAGCUGAAAUUUUGAAGAAAAGUAAAUCAACUGACAAUAAUUCUAGAUUGAAACAACUUUUAAAAAGUGUUUAAUAAUCUGUAUUAUGUAU